Molecule: messenger RNA, 2980 nt
Organism: Nilaparvata lugens (brown planthopper)
Lineage: Eukaryota; Metazoa; Arthropoda; Insecta; Hemiptera; Delphacidae
Product: ABC transporter G family member 23
Cellular component (GO): membrane
Molecular function (GO): ABC-type transporter activity; ATP binding; ATP hydrolysis activity
Source: RefSeq, a predicted model, not a curated record
UGGUAGUAAUAUUCGGAAUACUCAUCGGUCAGAGUGGUCCUUGGUCCGCAGUCCACUUUUGUCUGCAAUUGCCGCGACACGCCGGGUGUCCGCAACGUAGUGUCCGCGAAUCUAGUUGACGGUACGCGCGUAACAGGUCCGCAGUUGGUGAAUAUUGUUUGUUGACAAGGAGUCUGAGCCGAGUGUUCUUCUCACUGGACUUGUGGUGUGAUUGAAUCAUCUACUGGAAGUUCUGUUGGUCGCUUUUUUACCAACACCGUUUUGUUCCAGAUGAUGGCCAUGGGGGAAUCGAUACCAUUGCCAGACCGCAAGCGGCAGCUGGUGACGCAGCAGUCGACCGUGUGGAGCCGCAGGCAGCAUGCGGUCUGCGUGCGACGAGCGUGCAAACGAUAUGGCACCACUGUCAUUCUUGACAAUCUGAACAUGACCGUGCCCAAGGGGACCAUUUAUGGUCUGCUGGGAGCUAGCGGCUGCGGUAAAACUACACUACUCAGCUGCAUUGUGGGACGUCGACGGUUGAACAGCGGAGAGAUCUGGGUGCUGGGAAAACCUGGCUCAAAAGGGAGUGGAGUACCAGGCCCUAGAAUAGGUUACAUGCCUCAGGAAAUAGCUCUAUAUGGCGAGUUCACCAUAAGAGAGACAAUGAUCUACUUUGGAUGGGUGGCCGGGAUGACCACAAAGCAAGUAGUCGAGAAAAUCGACUUUCUCGUUUCAUUUCUGAAGCUGCCCAGUGCAAAUAGAUUGGUCAAGGCGUUGAGUGGCGGUCAACAAAGAAGAGUAUCAUUUGCGGCGGCUCUAAUCCAUGAUCCUGAGCUUUUGAUUCUUGACGAGCCAACAGCUGGAGUCGACCCAGUACUCCGUCAGAAUAUUUGGGACCACUUGGUUAGCCUGACAACCGAGAAUGGCACAACGAUUAUUAUAACCACUCAUUACAUCGAUGAAACACGGCAGGCUGGAAUGAUUGGACUAAUGAGAGGAGGACGAUUUCUAGCUGAGGAGUCACCCGCAUUUCUUCUACAAAAGCACAACUGUGACAGCUUGGAGGAUGUUUUCCUGAAACUCAGUCUCUUGCAGAACAGAUUCAAGAGGAGAAGGAGCAGCAUCUUACUGGAAGUAACGCAGGCUGCAGCUGCAACUAUGCCUGUAGAUCCCCUGCCGCCCGAUGAAGAAGUGCCUUGGACAUGGAGCGAGUUCUUCUCAGUCAUCACACCUCAUCACAUGAAGGCACUCGUCUGGAAAAACUCACUUUGGAUGUUGAGAAAUGUUCCGAUAAUGUUGUUCAUAAUAGGACUCCCGGUGGCACAGAUUGUCCUAUUCUGUUUGUCGAUUGGCAAGGACCCUGUGGGCCUGAAGCUAGCUGCCGUAAACCUUGAAGUCAACACGAGCCUUGGAAACUGCCCUGUCAUGGACGGAUGUGUCUAUGAGAAUUUCAGUUGUAGAUAUGUCAAUCACCUUCGGAAACGGACGCAUAUAGUGGAUUUCUAUGAUAGCAGUAGAGAAGCGGAAAUGGCGGUUCAGAAAGGCACCGUGUGGGGCAUGAUGGAAUUCUCAUCUGCAUUCUCUACAGCAUUGCAGAAUAGGAUUGAAUUUGGAAGAAGUGCCAAUGACUCCGACAUCUUGGAUAGCGAAGUCAAUAUCCGGCUCGACAUGUCAAAUCAGCAUAUUGCCUAUCUCCUGAUAAGAGAUAUAAAUAUUGCGUUUGAGACAUUCGCUGAGGAGCUGGCAACACUGUGUGAAGUCAACCCUAAAGCAAUCACCAUACCAGUCAAUUUCGAAAAUCCUGUCUAUGGUCCAGUAAUUCCAAACUUCACAGACUUUGCAGCACCAGGAGUAAUGUUAACAAUUAUCUUCUUCUUGGCUGUGGCAUUGACAUCAGGUGCUAUGUUGAUUGAACGGAAUGAAGGAAUGCUAGAAAGAGGAUUGGUAUCAGGUAUCACAGGUGUUGAGAUCCUUCUAGCUCAUGUAAUCACACAAUUCGUUGUGAUGGUGGGACAAUCUAUUAUGGUAGUGAUGUUUGCCCUAUUUGUGUUCAACAUCACAAACAAUGGAGAGAUUAUUUGGAUUCUUCUGUUGGUCAUUCUUGAUGGAAUGUGUGGCAUGACAUUUGGUUUCGUGGUGUCUUGUGUAACUGACAGUGAGAGAAACGCAACGUAUUUGGCAAUGGGAAGUUUCUUGCCAUUUGUUAUGCUUUGUGGUAUAAUUUGGCCAGUUCAAGGUAUGCACACGAUUUUGAGGUCAAUCAGCUACAUUCUUCCCCUGACCCUGUCAACAGAAUCACUGCGUUCAAUUCUGGCCAAAGGAUGGAGUAUAACCCGACCGGCCGUCUACUAUGGUUUCAUCUCAAUCAGCUUAUGGAUUGCUAUCUUUCUUACAGCUAGUGUCCUACUUAUCAAAUUCAAAAAGGGUUAAAAAACAUAUCCCCAAAUUGUAUUAUUGUAUAUAGUGUUGUUAAGUAUAAUAUUAAUAAUUUUUAAUUGUAUGAUUAGGGUAAGAUUAUGUUUUUAAAACUGUAUAAAAUCGCUAUUUAUCUGUUUAGGCUAUUGUGUGUACCUUUUCCUCCUCAUUACAAAUAUAAUAUUAUUAGAACAGAACAGUCACAAACACGAUAUUUGGAAAGAGAAACAGGCAAUUGUCCAAAACUUCUUCAAUUCCUUGAUUUUGGCACAUAAAUAGUCCAAAGUGAGGUUAAGUUUAAAAUUUCUGUUUGCUGUAUUAUAACAGAAUACAGCAUUCAUGUUGUGUUCUGUGAUAUUAUUCAUUCAUAAAUUGUUGAAUCCAUAUUAUGAAUAUCAUUCAUAAAUCAUACAUAUUAUGAAUCUCAUUCUCAUUCAUAAAAUCUGAAUAAAUUCUAUUCAUGAUAAGUUACAUUUUGUUCAUCGGGAAGAAUAUUAGAUUUGUCAUCUGAGAAAAUGUUGACUUUCUCCAAGUUUUGAAUGUUUGUAAGUGAGAAUAAUUUAUCAUAAAUAAACUAUUUAAUUCA